This is a messenger RNA of Entrophospora candida, 1305 nucleotides long. Lineage: Eukaryota; Fungi; Glomeromycota; Glomeromycetes; Entrophosporales; Entrophosporaceae. The record is from the annotation of a GenBank genome assembly.
AUGAUAAUAUUUGAAUUACACUGCGAUCGAUUUAUCCCAAAUAAUGCAAACGAUCAACAGUUCCAAUGCAGUAAUAUUAGGAAUCAAGAAACUGGGAAGGGUCAAAUUUAUUAUCAUAGUUCCGAACUAGAAUAUCAAGACAAAUUGGCAUAUGCGUGUGGACUGGCAAUCGAGAACCGUAUAUUGGCAUUUAAGAUUGAAAAUCACCAACAACAACAUCAUCAAGCUAAUUAUCAAUGUCAAAAAAAUGAUUUACUAAAACAAGUUUAUGGUUGUCAAUCAAAAUAUUAUAUCAAAAAUCGUAUAAUACCGACAAACCCUGAAUUGAUUCUUGAUGCACCAGGAAUAGUUGACGAUUAUUAUUUAAAUUUAUUAGAUUGGAGUAAUAAAAAUAUGGUGGCAAUUGGUUUGAAUGAGGGUGUUUAUUUGUGGAAUGCAGAUACUGGGGAGGUAAAUGAGCUUUCCAACAUUAGUAGUAUUAUUGAUAAUAACAUUUCUAGUCUUUCUUGGUCUGAAGAUGGUGAUCAUCUUGCUGUGGGAUUGAGUGAUGGAGAUACUCAAAUAUGGGAUAUUUUAACUGCUCAAAAGGUCAGAUCAAUGAGUGGUCAUGCUACUCGUGUAGGUGUUAUGGCAUGGAAUAGACAAAUUAUUGCUUCUGGUUGUAAGGAUAGUAGUAUUUGGAAGCAUGAUAUUAGACUUGCACAACAUAAAUUUGCAGAAUUGCUUGGACAUACUGGUGAAGUUUGUGGUUUGAAAUGGAGAAGUGAUGGCGAACAAUUGGCUAGUGGAGGCAAUGAUAAUAAAGUCAAUAUUUGGGAUGCAAAAUCAAGUGUUCCAAAAUUUACUAAAACCGGCCAUAAAGCUGCCGUCAAGGCUAUUGCAUGGUGCCCUUGGCAAAGAAAUUUGCUUGCAACAGGCGGAGGAUCAGCAGAUCGUCAAAUUCAUUUCUGGAAUACAGAUACAUUAGCACAACUGAAAUCGAUUGAUACCCAGGCACAAGUUACAUCAAUUGUUUGGUCAAAUCACUACAAAGAGGUAUUAUCAACUCAUGGAUAUCAAUUUACAAUCUGGAAAUAUCCUUCGCUAAAGAAAGUUAUUGAUGUUAAAAAUGCACACGAGAAUCGUAUUUUACAAUCUGCUUUGAGUCCUGAAGGGGAAAUUGUAGCAACUGUGGCAGGUGAUGAGUGUUUGAAAUUUUGGCGUAUAUUUCAGAAGCAGAGAAAAACUAAGAAUGGUGGCACUGACGAUGACGACGAUGAUGACUAUGAUAAAAAAGAUUUGAAUAAUUUGAAUUCAAUUAGAUAA